Molecule: messenger RNA, 1661 nt
Organism: Mizuhopecten yessoensis (Yesso scallop)
Lineage: Eukaryota; Metazoa; Mollusca; Bivalvia; Pectinida; Pectinidae
Product: perlucin-like protein
Exons: 5
Coding region: 874-1341 (155 amino acids)
Source: RefSeq, a predicted model, not a curated record
AGCACUAAGUACUUUUACAAUGUCCGUUUCGUUACGUUAGAUAUACGAUACUGACAGCAGAUAUAGUACCCACUAAAUCAUAUUGAAAUAACUAAGUUCUAAUGCAUAUACAUAAAAUAAUUUCGUAGAAUGGCAGAACAAUAAUUUUAUGAAUUGUAUAGAACAGCAUGCAGAACAGUUCCUCGCAUUGUAUUGGAGGGUGACAGGGUGGCACAGUGAAUAGCACAUGUCUUUCACAAAAGCGGGCGUGUUUGAUUCCCCGAUCGGAUGUGAAAAGGUAUAGGGUCACCUGCCCGACCACGUCGGUUUUCUCUGAGUAUUCCGGCUUCCUCCAAAGACCCGCUUUCAUCCGGUCCAAAACGAGUGAUUGAUGUCAGUUAAAAUAACUUGUUUCAUAUUUUCUUUAAUUUACAAAGUUUAUAUUUAAUUUUCGAUUAAAGGAAUACGUACUAUAUGAACUAAUAUUUAUUGAAACGAAGAAAUGAACAACCUUGGCUGACUAAACAAAUGAUGUGAACCCUUAUAAAACGAUAUUGUAGUAGUCAUUUCUAAAUGUCUAUUAAAUCUGAAACACAUGGUGUAAAUUUGUUUUUAAAGAGCUAGUCAUGUGUAAUCGGACCCUCCUGCUAUCGUUACUCGCGAGGACAACUCGCCGUGGUACAUUCAGCAGCCCUGUAAAUUGACGGCUCUGAUACAUAAGUAAUUGGUAGGUUAGAUGUUGGAAAUUAGUUUACACAUUCCAGUCAAAUAACACGAAGUAUUCUCGCCAGCACUUCAAAUUAUCUCUAUUUCGCAAAUAACGACUGAAGCAGUGACCUAAAUUCUGUCUAAUUUAUCUCACAACCGACCUGCUGAUUUUGUGCAGAGGACGCCAUGAUGCAUGGCAUCACUGCCCUGGUACUUUGUAGCACCAUUGCACUCGGCUUAGGCAGUGAAUGUCCAAAUGAGGAGUGGAAACGACUUAGAAACAGUUGUUUCUUUUUCAGUACACAUGAACUUACCUGGAUUAAUGCCAAGUAUUUUUGUCACAGCAUGCCUGGUGUCAAUGCAACCCUUGUGUAUAUUCUUUCUGCAGAAGAAAAUUAUUUUGUGAAGGAAAGAUUGAACACUUACCAGUACAUACAUUUUUAUCAUAUUGGAGCCACAGAUGCAGGACAUGAGGGAGUGUUCGUUUGGGAACAGAAAAACAUGCCUGUCGACAACUACUAUACCAACUGGUGGGACGGCGAACCCAGUUCGACAGGUGAUGAAGACUGUACGGAAAUAAGCACUCGCAACGGACAAUGGAACGACAUACCGUGUUCCGAGAGCCAACGCUUCGUUUGUAGGAUAGAGUUGUAGUCCGUGACAGACGUUCUCAUCCGGUCGUAGACAGAGUUAUAUAACAUUAUUAGACGACUCAUUCCAGCCCUUGUCUAUUUGACUAUUGCGUAGUGUUCCAUAGUGGACGAUGAUUAACAGAGCAAUAUGACGUCACACUUUGGUAUCUGAAUGUAGUACGAAAGAUAAUUUCUCUGAUAUUUUCCUAUCAGAAGACUUCAUUUCAAUUGUUAUGUAUAAGCAAUUCUUUUUUUCUUUUAUGUCAUAGUAAACUACAUUUUCAAGUGCUGUACUGUUUCUCUUAAAUAUUUUUAUUAAUAAAAAACGCUGAUUUACUUUGA